Molecule: messenger RNA, 903 nt
Organism: Salvelinus namaycush (lake trout)
Lineage: Eukaryota; Metazoa; Chordata; Actinopteri; Salmoniformes; Salmonidae
Product: transcription factor Spi-C-like
Exons: 5
Coding region: 1-903 (300 amino acids)
Biological process (GO): regulation of transcription by RNA polymerase II; cell differentiation
Cellular component (GO): nucleus
Molecular function (GO): DNA-binding transcription factor activity, RNA polymerase II-specific; sequence-specific DNA binding
Source: RefSeq, a predicted model, not a curated record
AUGGCGGCGCCGAGAUGGUGGAUCAUCGCCUCUUGCUCCAGGACGCGCUCCUCGACCCCUAUACCAGGGGCACCUGCUCCUGCUGACUCCAUAUGGGUGGUGUGGAAUUCUAUCUCCCUGGAUAAUGACAUCAACCAGCACUUCCAGGAUGCAAUUGAUGUGAUUCAACGGCACUCUGACGAUCCGUAUUGUGAUACAGAAUAUAAGUACUUUGAGCCUCCAACGCGAUCGAGCAUAAUGUGCUGCUACCCCAUCACCCCCCCUUCUGAUGUGCCAGGUCCAUAUGACUGGAAUGAGCAGACGUCAUGGCCUCAUGUUGUUCCUUACGACUCACUGGGUCCAUCUGUAACUGUGGAGUACCCUCAGUUCUACUCCAUCGCACCGCCACCGAGGAACGGCAAAGGUCGCAAGAAGCUGCGUCUUUAUGAGUACCUGCAUGAGGCUCUGGGCGAUCCCAACAUGGCUGAUUCCAUCCAGUGGACGGACCGUGGCAGCAGCACCUUCCACUUCAUCUCCAAGAACAAAGAGAAGUUGGCCGAGUGCUGGGGCAAGCGCAAGGGCAACCGCAAGACCAUGACCUAUCAGAAGAUGGCACGAGCGCUGCGCAACUACAGCCGAACGGGCGAGAUCGUAAAGGUGCGCCGCAAACUCACCUACCAGUUCAACCCGUCGAUCAUCCAGAGGCUUGGGGGCAUCAGUCACGUCAUUCCCCCCGCCGGGCACCCCGAGGCUGGCCACCCUGGGCGGGAGGUGCUCCUCCACCAGCAGCAUGCCCCAGUAGAACAGGCUUACUAUGGCUCUGCCACUGCACCUGACUGGCACAGCUGGUAUGGACAUUACUCCCUCCAGGGAGACUGUGAUCUUGCCACAAGCUUCACUUCAUCCACAGUCACCAAGGUAUGA